This is a messenger RNA of Nezara viridula (southern green stink bug), 240 nucleotides long. Lineage: Eukaryota; Metazoa; Arthropoda; Insecta; Hemiptera; Pentatomidae. The record is from the annotation of a GenBank genome assembly.
AUGCGAGAUAUUCGGUACAAAUGGAACGCGGGCCACAAAUCGGUUGGCAUUGCCAAUGAAGUGCAGUUGCCACAAUUCAGAGUCCUCGGGCACAGACAGAGGGCACGAGAAAUAAACCUGUCCACAGGUACUAUCUCAUCUCAAACCGAGUCACGGGAUGAGGUAAGUGUCGCUCACCCCGUGACCGCACGAGAGCGCGCAUGCCAACCCUACCUGUCACCUCCUUUCCUGUGUGAGUGA